ACAUAUGCAGUACAGUGGAAGAAUUCCAUGUGGUGUGUGUGGAACAUUUAGACUAUAAAUAUAAAACCCAUUCACUCUGCCAGACACCCUAGUUGUAACCUUUUUCUUCUACCUCCUCUUCUUUCUUGAACUUUAUGUCUGCAAUUGGACUGGAGAGCAGUUGGUGAUUUGAGAAUCAUUAGCCCCCAAUCUGUCUCUCUGCCUUUAGAAAGUCCCACCAACCAUCUUGUGAUCUGCAACACCCAGAUCUCUUAUAUCUGACCUCUCAUUCUUUGUCAGUUCUUCCAUAUCUUGACAAGAAAGAUUAGGGAUGAUUGCUUAGUGUUUACAUCCAAGAAGUGCUAGUUUUGAGGUUUUCUGGAUCGGUUCAAUCACCAGCUUUUCUGCAAAUGGCUGUGAAGAAGAUCUCAUGGGGGUGUAUGGUCCCGGGCUGUUGCAAAACAAAGGAAGAAACCAAGGAGUGCAAGCCCAAGAAGGAGGUAACAAAGCAGAACUCAUUCCAGAGGCUCUAUCUAUUGGAUUUGAGCAACCCCAGUUCGACAACGCUCUCAGAGGACCUCUCGAUAUCGCUCGCCGGAUCAAAUCUCUAUGUGUUCACCCUCCAGGAGCUGAAGCUGAUCACGCAGAGCUUCUCGUCGGGCAACUUCCUCGGGGAAGGCGGGUUUGGGCCCGUGCACAAGGGAUUCAUCGACGACAAGCUGAGGCCGGGACUGAAGGCGCAGCCCGUGGCCGUCAAGCUCUUGGAUUUGGAAGGGUUGCAGGGUCAUAGGGAGUGGUUGACAGAAGUGAUCUUUCUUGGGCAAUUGAGGCAUCCUCAUCUGGUGAAGCUGAUUGGUUAUUGCUGUGAAGACGAACAUAGACUUCUGGUCUAUGAAUACAUGCCUAGAGGGAGCUUAGAAAACCAAUUAUUCAGAAGGUAUGCGGCAACGUUACCGUGGUCUGCAAGAAUGAAAAUAGCGCUUGGCGCGGCAAAGGGUCUGGCGUUCCUGCACGAAGGAGAGAACCCGGUCAUUUAUAGAGAUUUCAAGGCAUCGAACAUAUUGUUAGACUCUGAUUAUACGGCAAAGCUCUCAGAUUUUGGGUUGGCAAAAGAUGGUCCAGAAGGUGAUGACACACAUGUCUCAACCAGAGUGAUGGGGACACAAGGCUAUGCUGCCCCUGAAUACAUCAUGACUGGCCAUUUGACGGCGUUGAGCGACGUCUAUAGUUUCGGUGUGGUGCUCCUGGAGCUCUUGACCGGAAGGAAGUCCGUGGACAAGAACCGCCCGCACCGGGAGCAAAACCUUGCGGAGUGGGCCCGGCCCAUGCUAAACGACCCCAAGAGGCUUGCACGGGUGAUGGACCUGAGGCUCGAGGGGCAAUACUCCGAGAGCGGGGCGCGGAAGGCGGCCGCGCUGGCCUACCAGUGCCUGAGCCACAGGCCCAAGAUGAGGCCAACCAUGAGCACAGUGGUCAAGACCUUGGAGCCGCUCAAGGACUUUGAUGACAUCCCAAUUGGGCCAUUUGUCUACACUGUCCCAGUGGAGAUUGAUUCAUUGCAGAAAGAAGAAAGGAAAGAGAAGGAAGUGAAGAGAAGGAAUGGGCAUCGUCACCACAACCAUCAACUUCACCAUGUCCACAGGCGCCAUCACCAUCACCAAGAUGUUAGGUCUCCAAAUAAGUCUCCAAUUCACCCUGAUUCUGCUCAUAGACACAACCAAAGGAAUGGAUUGAAUUCUCCCUUGAGAAACUGUUGAAGUUCAACGUAAAUAAAAAAAUGAAAUCUAUCGCGGUUGGACAUAGAUUUGCCAAAUAGUGUCCAUUAUAGGGUCAAGUGCAAGGUGUAAACUCUUGCAAGUUAGGACAAGAAGGCUGCUUUUCUCUUUUCUUUUUUGUCUUUCGGAUAGUUGACGAGUACCUAGAGGACACUAUUGUAUUUUGAAAAUGUAAAAAGUGCUUUUCUUUUACACGUAACUCUUUUCUCUUUAA
This is a messenger RNA of Syzygium oleosum, 1968 nucleotides long. RefSeq names its product serine/threonine-protein kinase RIPK-like. The transcript has 5 exons. NCBI's taxonomy places the organism in Eukaryota, Viridiplantae, Streptophyta, Magnoliopsida, Myrtales, Myrtaceae. Gene Ontology annotation, molecular function: protein kinase activity; ATP binding. Gene Ontology annotation, biological process: protein phosphorylation. The record is from RefSeq and is a predicted model, not a curated record. Bases 390 to 1736 code for a protein of 448 amino acids.